AUGGUGAAAAGUCUGGUGGAGGAUAUCCAUUCGUACGAAAGUAGUAGCCUUCUCAAUCUCCUUUCUACGGUUCAAACGGCACCUCCACAAUUCCUCCAGUACUUAGAAGAGAGCCUUCAGGCUCUUAUAAAAAUGACGCCAUCUUCACAAUUUGCAGAGUUGGUGGUAAGCCUGCUCAGUCUCGGCGUCACAUUUCAUGAUUCACAGCAAAUGCAUCAGAGAAUCCAAAAUACUUUUCGAAAUGGUUCUGCCCCACAAAUACACGCUCUAGUAAAGGGUAGAAGGCCUGAAAAUGAUGAGAUUGCAUGGGCUGAAUUACGAUCUCCCCUUAAUGAAUCCGAUAGAUCUUUGAUAUCUUCCAGAUACACUACUCAGAUGAUCAAGCAGGUGGCAUCCUACUACAUGAAGUUGGGAGAUCAGGCUAAAGUAUACGAAUACCUCAAUCUUAUCAAAGAUCGUCAUGAUGAUGGUAUCUACAAUCAGAUGCUUCUAACUUGUCACUUGAAGUUUGGUAAAAUUACUUUUCUUGAUAAAGACACCUAUCAGACCGCUGAUGAGGUGGUUGACAGUAUCCAUGCCGUUAUUUCGAAAUACCCUUCUGUCAAAUAUGGACAUGAAGUCAAAGAUUACAUACGAAAUACUGUAUUAAGGGAAUUAGUUGCCAAGAGAGUAUCGUCACUCAUUCUUUUCGAGAUCAUAUAUCUUCUUGUGCCUGCUUUAGUGCCUACCCUUAAAGCUCUAAAGCUUUGUGAAUAUUUCAAAGUCUCCGAAGAUAUGUGUUUCCGGGAAAUCAAUCACGGUAUUGUCGGUGGAUCUCCUCAGAAUGUCGGUAUUUUGGUUCCUGUUUAUGAACAACUCCUUAAGCAAGCCGUUUCUAAUGGUGCUGUUCUUGAUUUGUUGGAUGCUAUCAGCUCGCAAGCCGAAUCUUCACCAGAGGCUGACUAUAAGCCCUUGUUGAUUCCAUUCAUAGUAUUCUCUGAACAAAUCGAAGUCAGGGACCCUGAACUUAGUGAGGUCUUGAACGAUAAAAUUGAUAGAUUAAUAAAUAUUGGCAUAGUCUCUUCUGAUGUGUCAGCGGAUCGUAACAUAGAGCAGUCACUACAAUAUUAUCAAGGAAACUCUAAAUCAUACCUUAAGUUUCUAGAUAGCUUGGCUUCUUGUCCGGAAAAGCAAUCGUUUCUAGUUUUAUCCAGUGAUCUUUUGGAUAGAAUUUUUGGUAUGUUUGCUGAGAGAGAUUACAACCUGGUAUUUUCAAAGCUACUUAAGGCGAACUUCAAGUUUUCAUCAAAGCCUCAGGGGAUGGAUAGCUGGUUUAACAAGCUUAUCAAAAACGGAAAGGAUGAAUAUCUUUACCUUUUCUUUAGAGGUCAUGAGAUGUCCAAUAGAGACACCAGUUCAUUAGUUGAUUCGCUGACUUUUGACGAAGCUAAGGUGAUCAUUUCCCAGUUCCCAAAUGCUUACCCCCAUACUAUUGCAUUAAACUAUUUCUUACCUCAGAAGAACUCCCAGAAGGUAGAAGAGUACUUAAGAUUAGAGAAGUACAUCAUUGAGUGGUCGCAUUCCAAGAAUAUUACCCAGCAGCUCCAGAGUUAUCAGGCCGCAUUGAUUUCUAGUUCUGCGAUUUUAGGUACAUUGUUUGGAAAGCUUCCUAAGAGCUCUGAUCUUAAUUUAGAGUAUUUGGUGGAUGAUCUUGAUGGGAUAAUGAAAUCUUUUGAUUUGGCAAGCCUACCUCAGAAAACUCUAGCCACUAUUCAUAGCGCUAAUGUGAUGAGGCUGUUGCAAAAUGGAGUGUCUCCGAAGUUGGCUGUUUCCUAUUUGUGUCUCUAUUACCCUUCUUUUGGUGAGACCUCACGAAGGCUAGGAUUCUUUAAGUUUUACCGGUUAAGUGAAUCCGAUUACGACUGUAUCAAACCUAAAAGCGAAUUUCUCGUAUUGAACAAAUCGGUACCACAAAGUAGGUUGCUGACAUUUAUUUAUAGACAGAUGCUUGUGGAAAGCUCUCGUAUCACUUCUGAUGUCCUCAAAGAGCUGUUUGAUAAUGUUAUUCGUGAAAAUGGUGCUAACAGUAAUGCGUUUACGAGCAUUACAGCUUACAAUAUUGCUGAAUCGUUCAUGCAGUAUGCCGUCAAGUUCGUGCGGAUAACUGAUCCAGCACUUUAUGAUUAUAUCAUAAGCAGGAUCAUCAAAAUCAGCUCAAAUUUUGAAGGAGAUAAUAAAAAGGGAUUGUUGUUCGGGCUUCGUGAUUUAUUGGAAAAGCGUAGUGCCAACUACUUCGGUUUAAGCACAUUUUUGGAUAGAUCAUUACCACUUGCAGAGCCCGUCAAAUUACCUGAAGACAUUGCACAACGUAUGGUUCGAAUCACUCCUAAGGAUAAGUUAGUGGAGUUGUUUGUAAGGUUGGUUCGUUGCAAUAUUAAGCCUAUCAACUCAAGAGAUAUUGAUCAGAGUAUAUACAGGGCUUUGAAGAGUAACAAUAGAUAUCAGAUCUACUGCAUUUUGAAAGGUCAUAUUCCUAAAAUGGAUGAAUCAGGCAGGCUGUUGCUUGAUGAUAGCUGUCUAACGGCACAAGAGGCGGAGGCUAUUAAGAAAACUUAUCCAAGAAAUGUUUUCUUUCACAUUAUAAUCAAUUACUAUAUGCCAAGGAAAGACUCCUCUAAAGUGGACGAAUACUUGGACUUGUUGAAUCAGAAUAUACUUCUGCACUCGAUAUCUGAGCACGAUAAAGAACAAGGGUUGAACGUUUACAGAGAGUUGUUACUUUCUAGAGAUCUUUUUUUUGGCCGGUUCUUCGACUACAAAGAGUUAGAUGAGGAUCUAAAGAAAAGUCAAGACAAGCAAAUUUACGAGUUGAAGGACCUUCCCUCCAUUGUUCAUGGGUUGGAAAGAAAUAUUGCUGAGUACCACAUAAAGCAGUAUUCUGGAUGGGUGAUCUUCAUGGCUCAUUACCACAAUCUAUCUGGAAUCUUAGCAUACAUGGAUCCUAAGCUACGUCUGUACUAUACGGUACUAUUUUUUCCAAAGUCAUGGCAGGUUUACGAGCAAUUGGGGUUGACAAAAUUGUUGGAUGUUAGUUUGGAUGAUGUUGAAAAGUCUGUGAAGAUUGAGAAUCGUGCGCUUAUUCUUCCUGAAGAUGAUAUGCAUAUCAAGCAAUUGACAUUCCUCUACAAAGAUGUGUUUAUGUCUAUGGGUGACAAAAUCAGUGAAGUCCAAGGUAUGGAGCUUUUGAAUCGAUUGGUUGCUUAUUCCAAGCAGCAUAAGGAUACUGAACUGUUCCAUCCUAAAAACUUUUCAUCAAUCUUCCAUCGAUUUAUUACCUUUGCUGCCAUUAGGAAGUAUCACAAGUUGUUAUAUCGAAUUUAUUUUGUCAUAGAAGAGAACGACUAUAGUUAUGACCACAUCGAUGACUUCCGAAGCUAUGUAUUGGAGUCACUGGUGCAGGAGGACCCAAAAUUAAGUGUUGCCAAACUAGAGGAGUUGAAAAAGGAGCAUCCAGAUCUGAAAGUACACUACAAGACGUAUGCCAUGAUGAUCAAGACUUUGGCUAUGAGCGAGGAUAGCAGUGAUGACGCUUACAAAGUGUACAUGUUCUUUAGUCAGGACUAUCCUGAUUUCAGAUCAAAGGGUGACAGCCUUAACUUACUUCCACUCAUUAAAAAUUUCCACUGGAAGAAGGAUACCAAAUUUGCCAAACAGUUUAGAUUUUCAGAGAAAAAGUCGGAAGUGAAAGUAAAGGUGGACAAGUUCAACGUUAAACUAUACGACUACGACCAGUUGGGAGAUUAG
This is a messenger RNA of Brettanomyces nanus, 3783 nucleotides long. RefSeq lists its product as uncharacterized. The record is from RefSeq and is a predicted model, not a curated record. Bases 1 to 3783 code for a protein of 1260 amino acids. Lineage: Eukaryota; Fungi; Ascomycota; Pichiomycetes; Pichiales; Pichiaceae. The transcript has a single exon.